Molecule: messenger RNA, 657 nt
Organism: Acanthosepion pharaonis
Lineage: Eukaryota; Metazoa; Mollusca; Cephalopoda; Sepiida; Sepiidae
Source: the annotation of a GenBank genome assembly
AUGAAUGAAUUUAGCCAAAAAACACUGUCUCAGUCUGUUCCGAUCUAUCGGUCUGUCUGUCUGUCUGUCUCAGUCUGUUCCGAUCUAUCUGUCUGUCUGUCUGUCUCAGUCUGUUCCGAUCUAUCUGUCUGUCUGUCUGUCUCAGUCUGUUCCGAUCUAUCUGUCUACUCUUGUUUUUUCUUUUUUAUAUUUUAUACUUUCUCAAAUUUUUCUUUUCCUUCUUUGCCAUUGGAUUUUCAUUCCUUUGUGUAUUUUUAUACUUUUUCUUUCCAUAGAAUUUUUCCUUUAUCUUCACUUUAUCUUUCUUUUCACUUUUGUGCUUGCCUUCAUUUUGUAUGUCACCAUUUUUCUUAUUUCUAUCUUUUUGAUUUUUUUUUUUAUGGAUUCACAUUUUCUAUCCUUACAAAUGCAUUAUUUAAAUCUUUCUUUAUUUCUUAUGCAUUUCUUUUUCUGUUUUCUUUUCCUUUCUCUUUCAUCUCAAUUACUUCAUUUUUCUUUCUACCUUUACUAAUUUUCUUUCUAUUUUAUCUGAAUUUUCUUUCUUUCUUUACUACUUCUUUUCUGUUUACUUUCCUACAUCUUUUUUAUUUUUUUUCCUUUCUUUCUUUACUACUUCUUUUGUUUACUUUUCUACAUCUUUUUUUCAUCUUUUACUAA